AUGACAACUGAAUUCAAGAAACUACUAAACAUCGACAACCAUCCCGACCCUCCAACCCUACGUACAGCAGGCACGUGGGGUCUCUCAGGCAAAAUCACGCAUCAGACCAUCACAGCUGCAGCAGUCGUUGUAUCGGCUGCAGGCUACAGCGGCCUUCUCAGCCUCUAUCACUACAUCUUCGUCAGCCAAUAUGUCUUCACGGUGUCGAUGCUCCCGCAGCUCUGGCGACUCUUCACAGCGUUUCUGAUUACGAAACCGAAGUUCGGCAUCCUGCUAGACCCCUACUUUCUAUACCAGUACGGCAGCUCCAUCGAGCGGGAGUCGCCUCGCUUCAAGGAUCCAGGCGACUUCUUCGUGUACACUUUGUUCCUCGGUAGCGUCAUUGUCGCAACAGCAGGUGGCAUCCUAAACCAAUACACCUUCCUCCCGUCGCUGUCGCUCGCCUACGCAUACACGUUCGCCCAAGAUAAUCCCACCCGCUCCGUAUCCUUCUUCGUCAUCACCUUCGAAAGCAAAUACCUGCCCUUCGCUAUGCUCUUCAUGGCCUUUGUCAUAGACGGUCCCGAUGCCGCUCUCGGACAGCUUAUGGGUCUCCUCGCCGCACACUUGUACGACUUCCUGACAAGGAUCUGGCCUACGUUUGGCGGUGGCAAAAACUACAUUCGCACACCUGAGAUGGUGAAGCGCUGGUUCGGUGCUGCGCCGGGCAGCGUGCAGAACAGAGGAUAUGGGCAUGUUGUGCAGGGACGGGGAGGUGCUGCACAGCCUAGUGCGGCGAGGGCGACAGGCAAUGCUUGGGGUGGAAUGGGUCCCGGGAGGAGGCUGGGGGAAUAG
Messenger RNA from Alternaria hordeiaustralica, 834 nucleotides. RefSeq lists its product as uncharacterized. Gene Ontology annotation, cellular component: endoplasmic reticulum membrane; Hrd1p ubiquitin ligase ERAD-L complex. Lineage: Eukaryota; Fungi; Ascomycota; Dothideomycetes; Pleosporales; Pleosporaceae. The transcript has 3 exons. Gene Ontology annotation, molecular function: ubiquitin-specific protease binding; misfolded protein binding. The record is from RefSeq and is a predicted model, not a curated record. Gene Ontology annotation, biological process: endoplasmic reticulum unfolded protein response. The coding region runs from base 1 to 834 and encodes 277 amino acids.